Cotesia glomerata is the source of this 2470-nucleotide messenger RNA. RefSeq lists its product as uncharacterized. Gene Ontology annotation, molecular function: DNA binding. The coding region runs from base 1329 to 2087 and encodes 252 amino acids. Gene Ontology annotation, biological process: DNA recombination; DNA integration. The record is from RefSeq and is a predicted model, not a curated record. Lineage: Eukaryota; Metazoa; Arthropoda; Insecta; Hymenoptera; Braconidae. The transcript is spliced from 3 exons.
UAACGUAUUGGUUGUUAUAAAUUACGUAAUUUACUACUUUUAUCUUUGCUGUGAAUUAAAACAAUUAUAAUUAGUUAUUUGGUUAAACUAUUAGAUGUAAAUUACUACACCGAGAGCAAAAAAUGAGGAAGAAAUUGAUUUGUUGAAAAUUUUAAAUAAUUUUAUUUCUUACCUGAAAAAAUCAAAAUUUUUCUCACAGUAACUUGUUUGUUGAAAUAAAGUUUUUUUGAUUUGAAAAAAAUCAAUUUUAGAAAGUUAACUUGCGGAUUUUCAUCCAACAUUGUUUUUUCCCAAAUCUAGAAAACUUUUUUUUAACAAAAAAGAUACUUUGAGAAAAAUUUGUAUUUCUUCAGCUCAGAAGAAAUAAAAAUGUUUAUUUUUUCAAAAGAAACUAUUCAUGAUUGAAAAGGAAGUUGCACUAAAAGUUUUUAUUGUUAUCUUGAAUAAAUCAAGUCUACGCUAUUGAAUGCCUAUUAGUGAUUUUAUUCGCAGUAAUAUACUCAGGCAGUAAACGACUUAUUGCAAGAUAAAAGUGUUUUAUUACUCUGUUGAUAGCAUUGUUUUAGAUUCAUCAUAGCUAAAAACGAAUAGUGAAAAAAAAAAUUUUUUUAUAGCACUGCGUGUCCUAAAUUCGUAUUUAGGACUCGCUCAACUGUUGACUUAAAUAAACAAUUAUGAAACGAGUAGAGAGGAAUUUUUUAGGCUACGGGCUCAUAUUUACGAUCAAUUCAUACAUUUCUGCAAAAAAAAACGAAAAAAUAUAAUUAAAAACAUUCAAAGCCCCGAAAAAAUACAAAAUAAUAAAUAAUUAAUGAUUAAAAUUACAUCUUUUUGUCGGUUAUGAUUCAGUCUGAAGUAUGCUAAAACUUCUAUUAAUGAUUCUUAAAUAUUUUUUAUUAACGAUUUCGCUCAGUCGUAAACAUUAUUCUGGUAUAAAAUAUUUUCUGAACAUUAUUUAAUUUAACAACAAUCUUAUUCCGUAAUAAAUAUAGACAGUGAUUACAGUGAUUUAGACGAUGAUUAUAAUGAUUUUGUUCCUGACGAGAUAAAAGUAAAGGCGAAGAAUAUAGCUUUACAAUCAAUGCCAACAAAAUCUAGACGAAUGUAUGUGGCAACUUAUAAUGCUUUUAAAGCAUGGCGUAAAGAAAAUGUUAAAUCAAAUUCUUUUGCUGAAGAUGUAAUUGUAGUCUACUUUGAUAAUCUUUCUCAAAAAUAUGCCCCUCCCAGUUUAUGGGCUUUUCAUUCGAUGUUGAAAACUACUAUCAAAGCAUUUGAUGAUGUUGAUAUUGGUAAUUACAAAAAAGUAACGUUUUUUUUUGAAGAAACAAAUGUGUAAAUACGUUGCUAAAAAAUCUGAAGUUUUUACAAAAGAAAAUAUCGAAAAAUUUCUAAAUGAAGCCCCUGAUAAUAAAUAUCUUGCUACAAAGGUUUGUUUAAUAUUUGGAAUUUCUGGUGCUUUAAGAAGAAGUGAAUUCAUGAACAUGAAACUGGAAGAUGUCAAAAAAAUUGAUGAGAACAUUUUAUUUAUUAAAGUUCCGAUAACAAAAAAUAAUCAGCCAAGAUCAUUUACCAUUAAUGGUAUAUAUCACGACUACGCAAAAGAAUAUAUGGAUGCUAGGCCCCAAACCUGUAAAACAGAUAGAUUUUUUUUGAAUUACCAAAAUGGUCCCUGUACUUGUCAGCCCAUAGGAAUUAACAAGUUUGGUUCAAUGCCUAGAACCAUUGCUGAAUUUUUAAAAUUAGAAAAUGCAAAGAAAUACACAGGACAUAGUUUCCGUCGAACAUCUGCCACAUUGUUAGCUGAUGCUGGAGGUGAUAUGACAGUGAUGAAGAGACAUGGUGGUUGGAAGUCAUCAACAGUAGUUGAAGGUUAUAUUGCCGAUUCCGUUAACAACAAAAAACGUACUCAUUCUAUGAUCACCGAUGGAAUUGUUUUGAAUAAAAAAACAAAUACUGUUGGAUCCACUCCUCCAUCUACUAAACCAUCUCCUGUAAUUACAAACAUUACCGUUUUGAAUAAAUCAACCGAUUCAGAUGUUUCGACGAAAAAAAAUUUUACAAAAAUUUCAAAUGUUUUACCAGUAUAAAAUGAAAAAUUAAUUAAAACAGCAGUCUCAAUGUCCAAACCCAAAGAUAAUGUUUCAUCAAACUUUGACUAACCUUGUUCAUCAGCAUCAAAUGAAGUUAAAGUUGAUAUAUUACGCCAUCAAAAAAAAUUUAAAUCUACUUUGCAAGAAAGAAAAAUUCAACUUCUCAAUUCGACGAUUGUGAAACUCCUCAUUCAUUUAUCUGUUCUACAGUAUUUUAUGAUCAAGACUUAGGUUUGUGCGUGAAAAAAUUUGACGAGUCUCAAUGUAUGGUAUUCCAAAACUGACAUUUCACCAUUGAAGUUCAAUCAGAAGAAAGAUAAAUAUUCGUUAAGAUUUUAAUAAUAAAUAGAAAGUGGAAAUUAAAAUUUUUAAGAAAAUUA